UCCCCUUUAUCCUCAUUCGCUAGCUAAUCAGCAGUCUCUAUCUAUCGUCAGCUUCCUCUACCCACCAUCAACAACGACCACAACAAAGAAUUGAAACGUUAAUCUAUGAGAACACAUACCAUCACAAAUCUAAUCAUUUCUGUGUAUAUUUGGUGACCUGUGUCUUGUUCUGGUGCGUGCAUUUUUUAUCCUUUACAGGUUUCGCUCUUCUUGCUACCUCCUUUCAUGCUCGACAUGAAUCUUCUUCUUUUUCUUGUUUUUGGAUUAUUGGAGAAAUGAGAUCUUCAGUCGGAGAGAUUAAUAUUAAUUAUGCGAACCCUUUGUGACGCUUGUGAGAGUGCUGCCGCUAUAGUCUUCUGCGCCGCCGAUGAGGCUGCUCUUUGCCAUGCUUGCGACGAGAAGGUCCACAUGUGUAAUAAGCUUGCUAGCCGACAUGUGAGAGUUGGUCUGGCAAACCCCAGUGAUGUUCCCCGUUGUGAUAUAUGUGAAAAUGCACCCGCUUUCUUCUACUGUGAGGUAGAUGGAAGUUCUCUUUGUUUGCAAUGUGAUGUGACUGUUCAUGUUGGAGGUAAAAGAACACAUGGAAGGUAUCUUUUAUUCAGACAACAAGUUAAGUUUCCAAAGGAUGCAGCUGACCCAACAACUUCACAAGCAGGAAUGAUGGGUCCAGCUGAGAAGAAGAAAGGACAAAAUCAACAAAAUCAUCUGAUGCCAGCUGAAGCUAAUUCUGAUGGGCAUGGCAGGAUGGAGAAUAAAAUGAUUGAUCUGAAUAUGAAGCCUGCAGCAGUUAGGGUUCAUGAACAAGCUCCAAAUGAUCAGCUUUGAUCAUCAAAAUGAAAAAGGUGGUUUAUAUGCAAUACUCUCAAGGUCAGAACUUUGGCAGGGAUUUAUCAACGUCUUCCUUUGGUGGCCCCAUAGUUUAGAAUGUCAAGUGUCAAUAAUUUUCCUUCUUUUUUCCGUGGGGAUGGAUAAUGCGGUUUUUAAUGUUUGGAAAACAUAUUUUUGCAAAUUCUAGUUUUGUUAUCUCUUACUGAUGCAGAUCUUUGAGUACGUCAUAAUUACAGUACUGAUUAUAAAGCCAUUAUUUUUUUUUUAA
Hevea brasiliensis (rubber tree) is the source of this 1096-nucleotide messenger RNA. RefSeq names its product B-box zinc finger protein 19. The record is from RefSeq and is a predicted model, not a curated record. Gene Ontology annotation, molecular function: zinc ion binding. Gene Ontology annotation, biological process: photomorphogenesis; regulation of DNA-templated transcription. NCBI's taxonomy places the organism in Eukaryota, Viridiplantae, Streptophyta, Magnoliopsida, Malpighiales, Euphorbiaceae. The coding region runs from base 310 to 825 and encodes 171 amino acids. Gene Ontology annotation, cellular component: nucleus. The transcript has 5 exons.